GGGGAAACUCGACUCGGCACUCCAAAGUACACAGCCUCCGCGAUUACAGUGGUGUGCUCCUGCGGUUCCUUCUAUUCUGUUGUCGCCUAAUAUCCAUUCCUCGCGCCAGUGGUAAUAAUCAGCCACAGAUAAGUGGUUUUCCGCACGUCGUAGCCGUCACCAAACAAGGGCACAACAUCCGCAGAGCCAACACAAUUUCUACCACAGGUCGUCGGCACCAUGAAACUUACGUUAUUCACAAUAUUCGCUCUCUGUAUAAUAGCCGUCUGCAGAUCAGCCGAAGAGGAAUAUGAUUAUGAGGAAGAAGUAGCAGCACCGGUGACGCCGGCACCGGCACCGGCAAAACCAGCAGGUGGUCGGCUAGGAGGUCUCUUAUCCGCGAGAGGACGCCCAAAUGUAGCACCUGUAGGGAAAAAAAAAGUAUCACCGAUUCAGUCAACGACAUCGAAACCAGUAGAACAAGCACCCGAGGAAGAAGACGUAGAAAGUGAAGAAGGGCUUGAAGACAGUCAAGAACACGAAGCUCCGACGACAACGACUGAAUCCGCGAAGAAGCUUCGUAAUGCUGGUGGCGUCAGGCCCUUUAGAUCAAACGAUGAUCUCUUGGCUGCUCUAAAGAGGAGAAGAGCGCAGACCGGAUCCAGCAGUCAUUCACGAGAAUCUGCUUCUACGCAUUCUGCAGUAGAGCAUACAACAGCUAAAACAAAAGCUAGCACAAACAAUCGUAGCAAAACUAACGCAGGGGGCGAAACAAGAACAACAGGACGCGGCAGGUUCGGAGGAAGAGGAAGUAAAGUUGUACAAGAGGAAGUCGAGGAAACUCAACAAGAGGAAGUCCAAGUGAAACCUAAAGCUUAUCGCAGGGGUUAAAUCAAUCGUUACUCUGUGUGAUGAUACUUGUUUAAACUUGUUGAUUUCUUAGAACAUAUAUUAAUCAAAUUUGACGACUUAAACUAUGUGUUCAAAAACUGUGUCGUCUUCUAUAUUGCAAAGUUCAAGACCUUUGUAAAACGAUCUCGUCAAUGAAUUUUUCACAACAAAUGUGCUACUGUUUUGGAGCAAAAAUUCAAUUUUCGAAGAAUUCAACUCGAAUUUAUAUAAAUGAAAAUAUCACUCGAAGAAUGGUGGACUUUGUUCGUGUUUUACCACACGACAUCAAAAAUAUGAGCGAUCAAGAAAAAGAGAAAUUAGCAUAUCGAUUAUUAUGAUAGGUGCUAAUCGAAAAGAACAAAGUCUUCCUCUUCGUUACCAAGUGUAUAUAGCAAAACGUUGCCAUCCCCAAGUACUUAAAUCAUUUAUCUAUUAUAUAAAUGUAAAUUAAUAUGACAAUAAAAUAUUUC
This is a messenger RNA of Camponotus floridanus (Florida carpenter ant), 1340 nucleotides long. RefSeq lists its product as uncharacterized. The record is from RefSeq and is a predicted model, not a curated record. The transcript has 5 exons. Lineage: Eukaryota; Metazoa; Arthropoda; Insecta; Hymenoptera; Formicidae. The coding region runs from base 220 to 870 and encodes 216 amino acids.